Molecule: messenger RNA, 1467 nt
Organism: Penicillium hordei
Lineage: Eukaryota; Fungi; Ascomycota; Eurotiomycetes; Eurotiales; Aspergillaceae
Product: flavin-containing monooxygenase
Exons: 1
Coding region: 1-1467 (488 amino acids)
Molecular function (GO): NADP binding; flavin adenine dinucleotide binding; N,N-dimethylaniline monooxygenase activity
Source: RefSeq, a predicted model, not a curated record
AUGGACCAGCGUGGGUGCAGACCCGAUCUGGAUGUCAUAAUAGUUGGCGCCGGGUUAGCUGGCAUAAAUGCAGCCUACCGCGUGCAAUCUGAGCUGCAACACAGUCGCUAUCUUGUGAUAGAAAGCAAAAGCAGAAUCGGUGGUAACUGGAAUAACUUCAGAUACCCCGGGCUCCGUGCUGACUCCGAUGUCUAUACUUACUCGUAUCCCUGGUUCCCAUGGAACCAGAAGACCAAACAUGCCGAUCGAGAGUCCAUCCUACGUUAUCUGACAGCUGCUACCGACUCAUUCCAGCUGGAAAAUCAUAUUAUGUUUGAUCACAAACUACAUACAGCACAUUGGUCCACCAAGUUGCGUCUGUGGAGACUAGUGUGCCGUCAUUAUCAGAGGCAAAAAACUAGCACGGUGAUAUUUCGCGCUAGGUUUGUCAUCUUCUGCACGGGAAUAUUCAACCAUGACGAGGCGCGGCCGGCCUUAAUUGCAGGGUUGGGCAAUUUUGCUGGCCCUGUUGUCCACCCUCAGUUCUGGCCCGAGUACUUGAACUAUGCAGACAAACGCAUCUUGCUGAUCGGUAGCGGAGCAACAGCAAUGGCAUUGCUCCCAGAGCUCGCUGACACCGCUGCAUCCGUGACUCUCGUCCAGAGAAGUCCAGGGUACCUUCUCACCCUACCGGAGAGAGAGCAUUCUAAGAAUGAGGGUUAUCGCUGGACUUAUCGAGUCAAAUGGAUCGGCUGGAUGAUGAUCAUGAAGCUCUUCUACCAGCUCUGCUGCCUGUUUCCGGGCUUGAUGAAGUGGAUAUGCAUCGCCUGGACACGGUGGCAGCUCCCUGCCCAUGUCCCCGUCAAGCCUCAUUUCACCCCCGCAUACAACCCGUGGGAACAACGACCGAAUAUCUCCCUCGGACGGAAAAUCUUCCGAGCCCUGGAAUGCGGAAGAGCAUCAAUAGAGACUGGCCACAUAGCCUACGUUGACUGCCAUGGUCUGAUGCUCCAGUCUGGAAAGUAUCUCUCCGGCGACAUCAUUGUGACCGCGACAGGGCCGAAGCUUCAGUUCGCCGGCGGGACUCGGAUCUUUCUCGACGAUGCGCAGAUCGAGCCGGGUAGGAAACUGGCCUGGAAUGCUGUUAUGGUACAGGAUAUUCCUAAUGCGGGCUUUGUCACGGGGUAUGUGCACACAUCGUGGACAUUGGGGGCGGAUAUGCGAACACUACUGAUUUGUCGUGUGAUUCGGGAGAUGGAGAGGGAUGGGAUUCGGGCUUUGGUCCCUCGGUUCCCGCGCGAUGCGCAGACUGUUACGCGGCGGUCUGUUUUGCUGAACUCGUCCUACAUCUUGUCCCAAGAGCAAUGUCUGCCAAAAGUGGGCGAUUUUGGUCCCUGGAGGGCAAGAGACACAUACUUGACUGACUUUCUCUUUGCGAGAUACAGUCGAAGAAUAUAUGAAGGCCUUGCAAAAUUGGACAAGAAUUGA